Wasmannia auropunctata (little fire ant) is the source of this 5190-nucleotide messenger RNA. It is a transcript of the gene Chsy, whose product is annotated as chondroitin sulfate synthase 1. Lineage: Eukaryota; Metazoa; Arthropoda; Insecta; Hymenoptera; Formicidae. The transcript has 8 exons. Gene Ontology annotation, cellular component: Golgi cisterna membrane. Bases 1604 to 4054 code for a protein of 816 amino acids. The record is from RefSeq and is a predicted model, not a curated record. Gene Ontology annotation, molecular function: glucuronosyl-N-acetylgalactosaminyl-proteoglycan 4-beta-N-acetylgalactosaminyltransferase activity.
GGCGGUGGCAUCCUGCUCGCAACACACGCCACAGCCCGAUACGUUAAAGUGGCUGCCGCCGCCGCCGCCGCCGCCGUCGUCGUCACUUGCCUCCGACGCCGGUUUUUAAUCGGAUUGCAUUUCCGGCGUGGAUGAAGGGUGCUACUCUUUAUCCCUCGCAUCUCGGUAAGCCUUUCCGCAGCCGACGACUGCUCGAUCGCGUCGCGUUUAACAAGCAACACAGUGACGCCAGUGAAAAUCCAACAAUUAAAAAAAAAAGUGAGAGAGAUUGGUUUCUCUUUCGAUCGAACAGAGAUCCUUUGUUGGCCCUUUGUUGGCCCUUCUUUUCAAACUAUCGGUGGUUUCUUUCGCGCGUUUCGACGUAAAGAGUGGAUUGCCUUGAAAAAAUGUGGUUGAGAGAAAACCGGUCGGAAAAAGUGCCGCCCCGUUAUUUUAUCGAACGUUAAAAUUGAAAUCUGGAGCAAGUAUUCCAUGGAGAUUCAUUUUUUUUUCUGCAAGACGGUGAUUUUUUUUUUUAUUUCUUCUCUCAGGAAGCGGCGGCUCCGCUUUGGCAUUUAACGAGUUGCUUAAAAUAGUCGUGAUCGAUGAGUCGGUAUCGAAUUAAUGAUCAACAAUAAGCUGUCUGUGUCCCGUCUGGCGGAGGAGGUUCCCUCGAAACUCGCGGCCCGUAGCGUUUCGUCUUUAAGUGUGGCUUUAACUGCAUGGCCUGUGGAAGUUUAUGGCCGCCGGGAGGGUGGUGCGGCACAAUACGUGGCAUUUUUUCAUUGUGAAAGGCGAGAAGUGCACCACGUGUGCGGACGGAAACGGCCGCGUAUGUGGCUGGUGUGGCAUUGACGAAAGAACGGUUGACCGAGCGUUGGAGAUCAUCUCCCCGCUCGUGUUGUCCAAUCGCCAGUUUGCUGAUGCGGCUCAUUCAACCGGCGAUUGCGGGCAUGUCGAUCGCAAUGAACCGCAGGGUUAGUGCACUGCACCACCUUCUCACGAUAGUGGUUCUUGUUCCCGCAGGCGUCGGGCUCGACGUAUCCCGGCUCGCAACAACGAGUAACAAGAACGUGAAAACAAACGUUUGAUUAAGUUGUAAAUUAGAAGUUUCUCAUGCAAGAAAACUCGGAAAAUCAUCGUCUUUUUCAUCGUCGCUCCGUCAGACGCACUUAAAGUAGUAUGAAGUAUCGGAGCCAGAGAACGGCGGAACUCACGUAUCAGUACUUGAGUCACUGAUAUGGAAAAACACGCCCGUGAUAAAAUAUCGAUCAAUGACGUCCGGAACGGAGGCGCACUCGAGGGAAUCAACUUGUAGGCUCACGUGCGCGCUCACGAUAACUUCAAAUUCGGGAUUAUCAAACGCGCUCGCAUUCCCACCGGAUAUUUUCCGUCGUUCCAAGGCCGCGAUGCGACAUGGCCAUCUUUAGCACUUCGAAGGAAAAGUUUGACAAUGAAAUGUUUUACGUUAUAAAGAAAAUCUCUUCGUUCUAAUAACGGACAGAGCGAUGGGAUUGGAAGGGUAUCCUCUGACGAGACUAAUUACUAUACCUGAGUCGACGAUAGCGGGCACCAUGACGAGGAUGAACCCGACCGAAGACCCAGGGACCCCUAAAGAGUGCAAAUGGGAGAGGUGACGUAUCACCCAGUGAUGCGUAAACGGCGUGGAGUGGGCAGCGCCUUUCUGGGCCUCUUCGUGGGCCUGAUCCUGGGUUUUCUGAUCCUCAGCUACCGGCUGAUCGUCUUCAAUCAGCAGCAACAGGUCGCCAUUUGGACCUCCAUACCCGCAUUACGGUCGACGCCGAAAACGUCGGCGCGAAACAUGCCGUGGCUGAGGGACGACGAGCGAAUCAACAGCUCGACUUCGAAUCUGGUGUUUGUGGGCGUGAUGACGGCUCAAAAGUACUUGGACACGCGAGCCAAAGCCGUCUACGAGACGUGGGGCAAGGAGCUGCCCGGCAAGAUAGUCUUCUUCUCGUCCGAGUCCUCGACGGUUCCCGAGAACUGUCCGGAUCUGCCCCUGGUGCCGCUACCGCGAGUGGACGACACCUAUCCGCCGCAAAAGAAGUCCUUUAUGAUGCUGCAGUACAUGUGGAGCAACUUUGGUGAUCGCUUCGAGUGGUUCUUGCGGGCGGACGACGACGUGUACGUGAGGACGGACCGGCUGGAGACGCUGCUGAGGUCCGUCGAUUCCAGAAGGGCGAUGUACAUCGGACAGGCCGGCAGAGGGAACUCGGAGGAGUUCGGGCUGCUGUCGUUGGAGUACGACGAGAACUUCUGCAUGGGUGGCCCGGGAGUGGUGCUGUCCAGGGAGACGCUGAGGAGGAUCGUGCCGCAUAUCAAAUACUGCCUACGCCAUUUGUACACCACUCACGAGGACGUCGAGCUGGGAAGAUGCGUGAAAAAGUACGCUGGGAUCCCCUGCACUUGGAGCUACGAGAUGCAGUCGAUUCUUUAUCACAACAGCAGCGGGGCCCAGGCAUUCACCGGAAAUCUUAAGAAGAAGGAGGUUCAUCGUGCCAUCACUUUGCAUCCUGUGAAAAGUCCGCCUCACAUGUACAGGCUGCACAAUUACAUGAGGGGACUGCGAAUACAAGACCUGCAGCAAGAGAGGAUCCGUUUGCACAGGGACGUUUACACCAUGGCCCAGGUGUUGGGGGUGAGCCUGGAAGCCUUGAGGAAUCACGAGAUAGCGGAGGGCGUGCGUCUCUUUCCGGUCGAUCCUAAUUCCGAGGAUUAUCCCGGCGACACGGACACACUGGGUGUGCCGGCGAGUCUCCGUUCGUUCAAGCCGGCAACGAGCGAUGAAGUGAUCCCUUGGGACUUCCUCUUGAAAUUGGAAUACAGCUUGACCGAUUCUAAUCCCAGGCGACGUAUUCACAGCGACAUCAAAGAGGGCCUGGAGGAUAUCACUAGGGAGGUCAUGGCUUCGAUUAAUUCCUAUUCAAGGCAGCGGGGUCGCAUAGUCGAAGAACGAUCCGCUCUUUACGGAUACAGAAGGGUGAAUUCCUACGGGGCUGACACAAUAUUAGAUCUUCUGUUGGUCUAUCGGAAGUAUCGGGGCAGGAAAGUCACUCUUCCCGUCCGAAAACACGUUUAUCUCCAUCAGCAUUUUACCGGAUUAGAGAUACGCGAGACAGUAAACGGCGUCGAAGUUCAACCUCGGCAGGAAUCGGACGACAAAUCUAUUCGCAACUUCCUUCACGGUGGUUUCCUGAAUCUCAAUUUCAACUCUCGAGCGGAAGAUCCGGUGCAAAGCAAGAUCAUCAACUUUAUCCUACCUCUGUCGGGCCGCUACGAAAUUUUUCGAAGGUUCCUCCAGAAUUACGAGGAUAUCUGCUUGACUAGCGGCGAGAAGACGUCACUGCUCGUCGUGCUCUACCAGCACAGAAGCGAGAACACCUUCAACAAAACGAUAGAUCUGAUCGAGCAGCUCAAGUACAAAUAUCGCAGUGCCAGCAUAGAGGUUCUACCGGUCGCCGGGGACUUUUCCCGAGCCCGAGCCCUCGACUUGGCCGCGUCGAGGCUGCAGGUCGACGAUCUGAUGCUGUUCAUCGACGUGGACGUCGUGUUCACGGGCUCGGCGCUGAACAGGAUACGCCUGAACACGCUGCCGGGCCGAAGAAUGUACUUUCCGAUAGUCUUCAGCCAGUACGAUCCCAAAGUCGUUUACGGCGACGCCAGGAGGCAGGACAAGUUCACCAUAAACGAGAUCUCCGGACACUGGAGGCAGUAUGGCUUCGGAAUUGUUUCCCUGUACAAGAGCGACUACCGCACCGUGGGCGGUCUGGACCUCUCGAUUCAGGGCUGGGGCAAGGAGGACGUGGAGUUCUUCGAGAAGGCGGUCAGGUCGGGACUCGACGUAUUCAGGGCGGCUGACAGGCACCUGGUGCACGUGUAUCACGAGAUAGAGUGCAGCCGGGAGCUCUCCAGCCUACAGUACUCCAUGUGCAUGGGAUCCAAGGCUGACACGUACGCCGGAGUCGAGACUCUGGUCAACAUGAUUUACGGUAACCCGAACAUACUACGCUUCGCCAAAGAGAGGAGACAGAGAAGGACGAAUCCUGCUGGUUAACGAUGGAUCUGCCAAAUUAUCGGCCCCGUCGAAUACAAUUUUAGAAUUAGAAAUUGUGUGUGUAAAAAUAUUUCUCUCGUUACGCACUCGCUUCAGUCACGCGAACGUAACAUCGAUUGAAUUAAAUAUCCAAGCACUUUCGGUGCCAGAGUAUCUCGUUAGUCAUACUAUUUUGUGUAAAUAUGAAGUAUAAUUGUGUGAGUCGCGCAAGCAAAUCAAUACACUCUGAUAUUUUAUUGUAUGGCGAAAUGUAUAUAUCGAAGCUUUAAUCGAGAACAUAAUUUUUAAGAAUUGAAACAUCAUUGGUAUUACGAUUUUUAAAGAUAGAUCUGGCGAUCGAUAAAGAUCACCAAAGUCACUGCAGGCAUCCCUGAUGAAAAAAUUUUCAUCUCACACAUAAUAUUUUUAAGAAUUUUUCACAUUUUAUGUUUAUGAAGAUUUAAAAAAAAAUCUUAAACUACUUUAGAUUUUGUAAGUUUUUUUCCAGAAAUUAUACAAUGAAAAAUCUUAGAAAGAAAAUAGCUUUCUGCAUUUCAAAAAAUAUUCUAACUUACAAAAAAUUUGAGAAAUUUUUUAAAAAGUUAUCAAAUUAUACAUAUAGAAAUUGUGAAAAAUUUUAAAAUUUAUACAGAAAUUCUGAAAAAUUAUAUGAAAAAUGUUCACCAGGGAUGCUAAUAGAUUAUUAAUGAAAAUUUAUUACGUUAAGGAAGUAUAUAUGGUUUGUCGUUGUUUAGUUUAUGAGAUGAUAUUAUUCUCUAUCGCCCAAUGAUCUUUCCUUUUAUUGAGGCUAGAAACAGACAAACAUUGUUUCCUCUUGCAGAUGCACUCGCCGACAGUUCUAUAUAUAGGAAUCGAGCGUAAUGACAUGCAUUUAUAAAAUCGUCAGUCUAGGUAGUAAAUUUAAGUGUUAUAAGUAAAUGUGAUAUUAUCGUGCCUUUAAAAUAUUCCUUCACAAUUUCAUGUACUGCCAAAUGUAAAGACACUGUUACGACUAUUUCGUCACGUAGACGUACGUAGAUUCUAAAUUGUCGGAUUGUGCGCUUCGCAUUUUAUAUAUUUACACGUAAAAAGGCCUCUGUCUGCAACAAUUGGAAUAAUACUCACGCUUUAUUAAAUAAAAUUUUUAUGUUAAGUAA